CAGAGAGAGAGAGAGAGAGAGAGAGAGAGAGAGAGAGAGAGGAAGAGGAGAGAGAAGUGAUGGUUUUGGCGUUGGAUUUGCAGGACUUCCUUCUCCGAGCUAGGGUACUGAAGCUCUACAGACAAGCACUCCGGAUUUCACGCAGAUCUCCCCCUGAUUCUAAAGAUGAAGUGAGACAGAUGAUCAGACAAGAGGUGGUACAGAACAAAGAUUGCAAAGACAAACAGAGGAUUAGGUUUCUGAUUAGUGAUGGAUUAGAGAGAUUGAAGCGUUUCGACGAGACCCUCGAUAUGCAAGGGCGUUAAUUUCUCGAUUUAUUUCCCCAUUGUUCUUCGAGAUGAUAGUUUACUUAUGUUGUAAUAACUUAUCAUCCUCGAAUCGUAAGUGUGAAAUACUUUUUGUUUUUCAAAUUC
This is a messenger RNA of Erythranthe guttata (spotted monkey flower), 413 nucleotides long. Its product is annotated as LYR family of Fe/S cluster biogenesis protein. The record is from RefSeq and is a predicted model, not a curated record. Gene Ontology annotation, cellular component: mitochondrion. NCBI's taxonomy places the organism in Eukaryota, Viridiplantae, Streptophyta, Magnoliopsida, Lamiales, Phrymaceae.